UGCCCUCCCGUCCUCUGAACCGAAGCCAAGUGAAGUGCAGCUCUCCUCCGUUCACAUAUCUUCCUUGGGUGGUGGUGAAAGAAGGGCCCCGUCCGUCCAUCGAUCCCCUAGAAAAGAGCAAACCAAAGCCCCGAACAGGCAAAAGAAACGCCACGCUAGGGGGUAGCGCCCAGCACCAAACGGAAAGGAAGGAAGGAAUCCUCCUCCCUCUUUCUUCCUUCCAUCUGCACUCUCUCUGCCCUCGCCACCAACUCCUCUUCUUCCCUACCACGCUGACGCAGCAGCAGCACUCCUCGCUCGCUCGCCCUCUCUCUCUACAUAGCAGGCGUACCGAAAAUAACUCUGGUACUCUGGUGGCGGAGUGGUAAAACCUAAAGCGAGCGAGUGAGUGAACAGUGCAGGCGGCAGCGGCAGGGGUGGGGGUGGAGGUGGAGGUGGAGGUGAGGUGGUUCCCUCUCCGCCUGCCCGUCUCGGCAAUUAUUGCCACCUUUGGAGUUUGGAGUCCUCCAAUAGGAGUCUCCUCCAGUGUUGUCUGCAACCACUAUCCCUCCCCCCCUCUCCCUUUGCCCAUGUCCCCAACUUCCUCUCAUCGGGGUUGGUGCUGCUGCUGAGGCUACCUCUCCUCUUCACUCACUCGCCACUGUUCUCUUCCUUCUCCGCCCAUCCAUCCGUCCUCCGUCCUCGCUUUAAAGCUUAAACCGCCCCGGCAAGCAAGCUAGCAGCAGCAGCUCACUUCCUCCUCUCCUCUCCCUGGUGGUGGUGGUGGUGGGUGGCCUGGCUACUGGGUGCUUAAUUGCAUGCUCCUGCUUUGAUCUCUCCGUCCGUCCCGCUACCCGCAUCCAUCGAUCGAUCUCACUUUUCCCCGUCCUCCCAAGCUCUUGCUUCCAAUCAACUCCUCUUGCUGGUGCGUUGCUUACUGUACUCUCUCCCUCCUCUUCUUCUUGGGCGAGGAGAGCGGUGAGCGGUUCUUGUCCGGGUACCACCAGGAGAGCCUUUUUAAGCCCCACCAUUUCUUUGAUCGUCCGUCGGCGGCACAAGCAAGCUCCCCGGGCCGGGCCGUGCACGCGAGGAAUUCUCUGAAUACAGAGAUACGUGCGUGCGUGCGUACGUGUGUAUUUGGCAUGGAUUCUUGGGAGCCCAAGAUGCCUUCUUGGGACCUCGGCACGGUGGUCGCGCCCAGCAGCGGAGGAGGAGGCGGCGGCGGCGCGCUGGACCUGAAGCUCGGCGCGCCGACGAGCUGGAGGCCGGUCCCGGCGGGGGCGGCCGCUGCGGUGGUAUCGGUGCAGCAGCAGCAGCCGCCUUCCGCGGCGCCGGCGAAGCGGGCCCGGGCGGGGCAGGGGCAGCAGACGGUGCCGCCGUGCUCCGUGGAGGGGUGCACGGCCGACCUGUCCCGCUGCCGCGAGUACCACCGCCGGCACAAGGUCUGCGAGGCGCACUCCAAGACGCCCGUCGUCGCCGUCGCCGGCCAGCAGCAGCGCUUCUGCCAGCAGUGCAGCAGGUUCCAUUUGCUCGGGGAGUUCGACGAGGUGAAGAGGAGCUGCAGGAAGCGCCUCGACGGCCACAACCGCCGCCGCCGGAAGCCGCAGCGGGAUCCCCUCAACCCUGCCGGCUUGUUCGCUAAUCACCAUGGAGUGACAAGAUUCGCGUCGUACCCGCAAAUCUUCUCCCCGACGUCCAUGGCGGAGCCCAAGUGGCCCGGCGGCAUCGCCGUGAAGACGGAGGCCGACGCGUUCCACGAGCAGUACUACUCCUUCAGCGGCGCCGCCUCCCUCUUCCACCACGGCAAGCCGGAGAGGAAGCACUUCCCCUUCCUGACGGACGGCGGCGGCGAGGCCACGUUCGGCUGCCAGCCGCCGGCGUUCACCAUCACGCCUUCCUCGGAGAGCAGCAGCAACAGCAGCCGGCACAGCAACGGCAAGACCACCAUGUUCGCCCACGACGGGGGCCCGGACCACAACUGUGCUCUCUCUCUUCUGUCAGACAACCCGGCGUCGGCGCACAUCAUGGUCCCCGCGGAGGCGCAUCAUCUCGGCGGCGGCGGCGUGACGAUACAGUACGGCGGUGGCGGCGGCGGCGGCGGUAAGGUGGCGCGGCUGUCCAGCAACGGCGACGUCUCGCUCACCGGGCUGUCUUACGUGAGCCUGGGAGACAAGGGCGCGCCCAUGUUGCACGCGUCUAACAGAUCGCAGCACGCCGCUGCUACCGCUGCCACUGCCGUUGCUACCAGCACAGCGGCGGCUCCGGCGGCAUCCCAGCUCCAGCAGCAGUACCAUGGAUACUACCACCACCAACACCAAGUGAGCGCUGAUCAGGGGAGCCACCCGGAUGCAGGUGGGAUGCAUGCCCUACCCUUCUCGUCAUGGUAGUUGUCUCAUCAGUCAGACUCAGAUCCUAGGCUGUUGGUGUUGGUUAUCAAUCAUCAAAUGUGUCACCUGAUAGUGUUAGCCCUGAUGAUCCUCAAGAAAUCACCCAAGAUAUGUCCAUUUUGCAACUUCUCUUGAUACUCCUAACUUAUGGAAAAUCACCAUCUACUUAUGAUUCAGAAUUGGGUUACGAUGAUUCUA
Molecule: messenger RNA, 2564 nt
Organism: Triticum dicoccoides
Lineage: Eukaryota; Viridiplantae; Streptophyta; Magnoliopsida; Poales; Poaceae
Product: squamosa promoter-binding-like protein 2
Exons: 3
Coding region: 1122-2366 (414 amino acids)
Cellular component (GO): nucleus
Molecular function (GO): DNA binding
Source: RefSeq, a predicted model, not a curated record